Molecule: messenger RNA, 1689 nt
Organism: Elaeis guineensis (African oil palm)
Lineage: Eukaryota; Viridiplantae; Streptophyta; Magnoliopsida; Arecales; Arecaceae
Source: RefSeq, a predicted model, not a curated record
UCCCCCCGCCCCUUAAAUUCUUCUGGCUGACCAAAUUAAGACCACCCCACUAACUCCCUUCAAGAAAACCCUUCCCCUCUCGUCCUCUUCUUUUCAAACUUCAACCCAAGAGUCUUCUCCUCCUCCUCCGCUGCGGCCGUCGUCAUCGUUGACGGCCGCCGCCCCUGCUCCCUUGAUCGGUGGAGCAGAGGGCCCAGGAUUCUUCAUCUUUCCUUCUCUCCAAUCAUUGACUUUUUUUUUUUCCGAAAAAAAGAAUGAAGAAGAACGUCGGGAAGCACGAGAUAAUCUUCUCGUCAUCGUCGGAAAGCGAGGUGGAGGAGUAUCAAGAAGUGGUGGUGACGGAGAAACCACCGGCGACAUGGGGGAUGGCAAGCAGAAUCGCCACCGUCGGCGGGGGCGGGAGGAAGAGGCUUCUGACGAAGCAGCUGUCUAUGAGGGAGACGAGGAGGGAGGCCAAGUGGGAGAAGCGGCGGCGGCAGAUCCUCCGGAGGCGGAUGAUGGAAGGCGAAGGGGAGGAGGAGGAGUCGCCCAUCAACUCAUGCGGUGGCGGGACGCUGAGCGGGAGGGUCAGGAGCCUGACGGACGAAGACUGGGACGAGCUCAUGGGUUCCAUCGAGCUGGGGUUUGGCUUCAACGAAGAAGACGGGGGUCAUCAUCUUUGCGACACUCUGCCGGCCCUCGACCUUUACUUCGCCGUCAACCGCCAGCUUUCGGACCCCAAGCUCCGGUUCUCGCCGAGCCCGGCGUCGACUCCCACCACCACCUCCUCGGAGUCGACGCUCUGCAGCAGCCCUGGCCCGGCCAGCCCCGUCGAGCCCCACCAGCACUCCCACUCGUCCCCCAGCGAGUCUUGGAAGAUCUGCAACCCGGGAGACAAUCCUCAGCAUGUGAAGACGAGGCUGAGGCACUGGGCACAGGCCGUGGCUUGUUCCGUGAGGCAAUGCUGCUAAGUUUCCAAACAGAGACGAGUUGGUUUUUUUUUAGGAGAGAGGGAGGAAGAAGAGGAGGAGAAAGGAGAGGCGGGCCAUUUGUUUGAUCUCAUAAUGUGAACCAUCUAUUGUACAUAUCCUGACUUCUUCUUCUCCUCCUCCUCCGUCUACCACUUACCACUUGGUCUCAACUCUCUUGUCUCAACUACGUACAUUUACUUCAUUUCGUGCUUUCUUCUUCUUUCUUCCACCUUCAGAGUUUCUCUUCUUGGUCUUGUUCUUCUCCUUUGGGAUCAGCAACGAAACAACGGCGGGAAAGUGGAAAAAGACUUUGCCCAUGGCCGACAAGUCUUCAUGGCAGGAGAGGAGAGGAUUUCUUUUUUUGUGGCUUGGGAAUGACUGCAUGGAGAGCCACUCGUAGAGGCCGCCCACUAGGCCGCUGUCACCUCACCAAGGAAAGAUUGGACGAUCGUUUAGGAGAAAGAGAAAAAGAGAGAGAGGUGGCGUAGGAGGAGGUGGUGGUGUUGGCUUCUAUCAGGCAGUCAAAUGGUCGGUUGUUGCGGUCCCGCAGCAACAGCAACAGUAAUGGGUGAGAGGACGGGCGCUAAGAUCAAUGUAGUAAAUUUGUUUUAAUUUGAUGAGGGGGACAAAUAGUUGUUGGGGUGUUAUUUUUCUUUCUCAUUCUAAAUGUUACUGAACUCAUUUCUUAGAACUAAUGCAGUUUAUAUUCUUAAUAUUAUAUUGUUACUGUUUACCAUGU